Trifolium pratense (red clover) is the source of this 1254-nucleotide messenger RNA. RefSeq lists its product as uncharacterized. The coding region runs from base 1 to 1254 and encodes 417 amino acids. NCBI's taxonomy places the organism in Eukaryota, Viridiplantae, Streptophyta, Magnoliopsida, Fabales, Fabaceae. The transcript has a single exon. The record is from RefSeq and is a predicted model, not a curated record.
AUGGCUUGUAGAAUUUGGGAGCUGCUUUACAGGGGAAAUCAUUUUAGAACCAACAAAUCUGCAGCUCUCUGUAUGAACUCAAUGCUUUAUCACUCUUCACAAGAUGUUUCCGACAUGCAAUGGUAUCGGAGUGAGUUUCCAAAGAUAAUGAAGUUGACCCAAUUGCUUGCAAAUGUGGAUACAAUUAAUGGACGACUUAUUGAUGUAAAUAGUAAUUCAACCAUUUUUGAUGAUCAGCUUGAGAAUGAAAUGCGUACAUUGAAGUCUCUUGUCCGAGAGUUUAUUGCGUCUCCAUUUGUUCAGCACAAAAUGAGACGUGUUUUGGCCUCCACCACAAAUACACAACAUGAUACAUUUACCCCUUUCAGUAAAACAACCGAAAGAGAGUCUAUGGUGAUCGAUUCUCUGACUAAGGUGAGCAAUUUUCUAAAUGUUUCUGCUCAACAGAGGAAGGUGGUUCGUUUCAAAGUAUGCCCACAGGUUACGCAGCAUCAUAUAUGGACUGGUGCACUUAAAGAGAGGCUGAAUAAUUUUGCAGUUGAUUUGGAUUCUUUGGGUUCUCAGGGAUUGAAUGAAGGUACUAUAUUGGCUCGGCAAAUUAUUCAUAGCUGCUUGAAAUUUCUGACAGAAACUGCCAGUUUUUCUGACGCCGACUCAUCUUCAUGGAUGAAGUUUUCACCUUCAAAAAUUGUUAAUUCUUCCGAUACCCAGAAAUGGGAAGAUCUUCUUGCAAUGUUCAAUGACCUGAUUAAAUGCUGUAAAAGUGAAACAAGAUUAAAGAUGCAUGUGGCUAAGGUUGAGGUCAUGAAGGAGGGGCUUUUACACAUCAAGGAUAUUACGAUUGAUAACAGUAUUGCAUACAAGGAUGCUCGAUAUCUACAAAUCCUAGUGCAGAAGAAGCUUUCUAAAACGUUAGGCCACUCAUCUGGUUGCUUAUUCACCCUGUUACAGUAUUACCUCUAUGGAAGAGUUACAGAUAUUGAAGUAGACUUGUGUGGUGGGAUUUAUAAAAAUGGAAAUGAUAGCAGGUUUUGCUUGUCUAUGGGAAGAAUUUUGACUUCGGAUAGUGAGAGAAUGGUUGGACGUGGUGUGAAGCAGUUGGAUCGAGCACUCGGGCUUUACAAGUUUGUAUGGGAAACAGCUGGAAUGAAAGGGAAUUUGGACUUGCAAGGCCAUUUGUGGUGUGUUGGAGCAGACGAUAGAAUGCUUAGAUAUAGAGGAAACAUGUAUUUCGUGCAUGGCAUUUGCCUUUGA